AAACUUAAAAAUAUGUCAACAAAUUAGGAUCAUCUGAUUCAAAAAAAAAAAACAGCAAAUUAAAUUAUUUGUAUUUGUUGGCAAAUAAAUUGAAAAAUUUGGUAAAAAGUAACUUUUUAUUCGUGUAGUUUACAAAUCUUCAAAAUAUACUUGAAAUGUAACAGUAGAUAAAUGCGUGUGAAAAUUUUUGGUUAUAAUAUGUCUAAAUUAACUUAGCUUAUUAUCCUAGCCGCGUUAUUCUUUUGGUAUUGAUAAAUUAUGAGAUUCAGAACGUACAAAUUCUACAAAGAACUUUAUAGUUUGUAUUCCAAACAAUUUAGUUCUAUAACAACUGUAAACAAUUCAAAUGUUGGUAAGCGGCAUUAUCCAAGACAUUCGAUAUGUGUUUCAUCGAUAGUGUGUCUUUCGUCAGAUCAUAAAAAUUCCCUGCAAAAUUUUGAAAAAAAAGCGGAAGCUUUUAAAGAUGCAUUUGAACAAAAAAGAGAAAAAAUUAAAGACACAGAACAUAAAAUUAGACAAAAAGGAGUUGAAAUUGUUCGUGACUUAAAACAACACAAGGAAAUAACGAGUCAAAAAUUAAGGGAGAAAAAAGAUCAUAUUAUUAAAGAUAUAAGGGAGACAAAAGCAAAAGUCAAAGAAAAACUUGAAGGAGUUGUAGAGAAAGAAAAUGUAUUCACAGUUCCAAAUGUACUGUGUGUAAUGAGAAUAGCAAUGUCUCCAUAUUUAGGUUAUGUAAUUUUGCAAGAUGAUUACAACCUAGCACUUGGAUUACUUACAUUUGCAGGUAUUACAGACUUGCUUGAUGGCUGGAUAGCUCGUAAUUGGGAAGGACAGGCAUCAAAAAUGGGUUCCUUCCUCGAUCCAAUGGCAGAUAAAGUUUUGAUUGCCACAUUAUUCAUAUGCCUUACCUGGCAAAAUCUUAUACCCUUAGCCUUGACCCUUCUUAUUGUGGGAAGAGAUGCAGCUUUGGUUGCGGCUGGUUUUGUUAUAAGAUAUAUUAGUCUGCCUCCACCAAGGACCUUGAGUCGCUAUUUCGACGUGACACACGCAACAGCGCAACUGGCGCCCACAUUCAUAAGUAAAGUGAACACGGCAAUACAACUAUUAUUGGUAAAUUGCUUUUAAUUUAAAAAUAUGACCAAGACGUAUUGUUUGUAUUUGC
This is a messenger RNA of Zerene cesonia (dogface butterfly), 1162 nucleotides long. It is a transcript of the gene CLS, whose product is annotated as probable cardiolipin synthase (CMP-forming). Bases 259 to 1125 code for a protein of 288 amino acids. The transcript has 4 exons. Gene Ontology annotation, cellular component: membrane; mitochondrion. The record is from RefSeq and is a predicted model, not a curated record. Lineage: Eukaryota; Metazoa; Arthropoda; Insecta; Lepidoptera; Pieridae. Gene Ontology annotation, molecular function: cardiolipin synthase activity. Gene Ontology annotation, biological process: cardiolipin biosynthetic process.